CCCCCCCGUGCUCUCUCGCCCUCUGUCUCUUCUUUCUCCUCUCCUCGCCUGUCUCUCCCUCUCCCCCCCUUUUCCUCUCCACCGACUCGACCCCGGAGCCUCGGGGAGCUAGAUGGCCGCUGGGUGCGUGCCGGCCGCUGAGGAGCAUGAGUGCGCCGGGGGAGUCUCCCCCGCCGGGUCCUCCUCGGUCCCGGAGCGUAUCCGUCCUAUCGGUUGAUCGUGCCCCCCUUCACCGGCGGGGGCUAUCCGGACAGCAGGACAGCUCCGCCGGGAUGGACACCCUGCCGGAGUCUGCGCCGCCGGGGGCCGGGGGCCGGCCGCGCCGCAGCCAAUCCCGCCCGCCUCCCUCUUCGAAUUCGGCUUCCUCCUCGUCCGGGAGCCUGGCUGCCAGUUCGCGGCGCGAGCGCCCCCCCGGGUCCCCGAGACCCCCUUCUGCGGGUCCCCCCACUUCCCGAGGUGCAGGCCGACCGGAGCAGCCAUCCGCCGGGCGUCGGCGCGCCCGAGCAUCCGGUCGCAUGCGCAUCGACGAUGGCCACCUCAUCGACGGCCAUGAGGCUCUCCAGGAGAUUCGCCUCGUGGAAAAUGAUGUCCGCCGUGAGCAUGAUGCAGAUGUGCGCGCAAGCGCCACCACCAGUCGCAAUGAUGCGCGCGGGCGAUCCGACCGCCGCCCGUCGCCCCUUUGCGAGCCGCUUGACUGGAACGAGCUGGGCCGCUGCGAGAGGGCGCCCCUCCUCAAGGCCCCACCGCAGGGGGGCAUUUCCGGCUUCGAGGCUGCCAUGAAACUCGCCGCCACGCUUGAGGCCGAUUUGCAAAAGCAUCUGGACCGGUCGCCCAAGAAGUCCGAGCUUCUCUUCUUCUUUCUUCGCACCCCGUCAGUCAUCUUCUCCCUGUGCGUGGUUCUGUGCUUGCUCCUGCCUGCGGCGGUGAUCCACCUGCACCGCUCCUCCACCUGGCAAGCGGGACUCGGCGGGGCGGCCGGCUUCUCUGCCACCACUGGUCCCCUGGUUCCGUGGGUGCCCCUCUUCGAGGUGGCCCUGGUGUUGGUGCUCAUCGCCGCGUGGAUUUCGUCCGCCAUUUGGUGGACACGACUGCGCUGGCGCGAGCCUUUCCGCAAGGCCAGCGAGUUCGUGCGUGUCCUUCGCAUGGAGGCCACCCUGCGCGGCGGGAUUGCUCUAGAAAAGGUGGACAUUGCGCCCGAGCACAUCGCCCUCCAUGAGACGGUGGCAGUGGUUCGGCCAUCUCUUCGAUCCGAUCGAUCGGAGUAUUUCACGGCCAAAGGGUCCCGGCGCUCGACCACCGCUCGGCCCAGUGCCGUCGCCCAGGUUCCCCUCAGUCUCCUGGCCCCGGGGGACUUGGUUCGUCUGGCACCCGGUGACUCGGCCCCUUGCAACUUGCGCCUUGUCCCGGCUCCCGGCGAGGAGGGUGGCCCGCCCAUCGCCGCGACUGGCUCCCGGCCCGGGCCCCGGUCCACGCGGGCCACCUACUCCUCGGUGGCGGCGGCCGCCGUGGUAGCCCCCUCGGUCCGGGCAGCAGCCCCCCCGCGACGGCAUUUGGUGGCCGGCGAACUGACAGCCAGCGCUCCCAGUGGCGCGGCCUUUGUUUAUGGUUUGGUCCUGGAUGAUCCGACUCUCCCGGCCCGGCGUCUGCUCCAACGGUCUCUGGAUUUGGUGGCGGAUUCCAACAUCGGGCAGUUGCUCCCCCGGUCGGAAGCCAUGACUGCCGGGUCACCUCGUGGCCGGACCAACCUCCUGUCCAAGAACAGCCAGCCCGCCUCUUCCUCCAUGGCCCCGGGGUAUGGGGGCAUUUCUGCCCAGCUCACCAGUCUCGGGCAUCCUUCGGUCCGAGUUGCCUUGCUCGAGCUGUCGCUGGCCGUGCACGGGUCCUUCCUCUUCCUCCUGGUGGCCACCGCGGCCUGCGUGGCCUUGGUGCUGAUCCUGCCCGACGCUCGCUUCCAUUGGCCCGCACAGAUGGUUCAUUGCUCGUCGAUUGCGAUCGGCCUGCUGCUGAUCUCGGCUGCCAUCAACCCCGCCACGCGGGCUCUAUCACACCUGGCGGCCACCGCAUCGCUGGUGGCCCGCACGCGGGCUCUUCACCGGCGUGUGUUGACCGCGCACCACCCCUACCGGGAUUGGGCACGUCAGUUGCUGGCGGAGGAGCACGACAUUCCAGGCGCCCGGGCACGCUCUCCCCAGCCGGCACCGCUGAUCUCCCGGCUGUUGGACCGCCUGGCCGGGCUCUCUUCGCCACGGACCUACAGCCGAGACUACCUGGGCUGGAUUGCCACCGGCACCGGGAACAAGAGCAACGCCGUUCCGCUGUACUACCAGCAAAGCGACUCCCCCGAGUCCGCCACCGGCGGCAGCAGCAGCAGCAGCAGCAGCAGCCGGGCCUUUGCCGACCACAGCGAGGUCGAUGUGCCCCUGAGCGAGAUCCUUCGAGUGUGGUGGGGUCUAUUGACCGGCCGCGAUGCCGAGCCGGUCUUCUUCACGCGCUUUGGCACCCUCUUCCCGGCGCUCAUGUCUCGGGCUUUCUUGCCGCACUUCCCCACCUGGGACAACUCGUCUGCCCGUUCCGGCUCCAGUGCCAGCUCCGCCACCGGCGGCGGGAUCCUCGGUAGCCUGUGCCUCGGGCGUCGGGCGGAAAGCCGGCGCCGGCCCCGGCGGAUGCUCGAAGAGGUGGGCAUCUGUCCGGUCACCGCGCUGGCCACCAUGGAUGUCUUCUGCACCCUGGGCCGAGAGGGGCUCCUGUCGGAGCCCCUUCCUCAAGCAUUCGAAGUGUCUUUUGUGUCGCCCGGCGGUGAACUUGUUCAAAUUCCCAUUGGCCGGACCCUGGAACCGCUCAAGUGCCCCACCUCUCACAGUGCCUCGGCCUCCUGCUCCUACAGUGUACAGAGUGUGCACGGUCUCUUCCUCGACCUGUCAAAUUGGGAACAAUACCUCGGAUCCCUCAAGCCCCUGGGCUUCAACUUCCUGCUGAACAACAACCCCUUCUCGGAGCUGGAUCGGGCCUCCUCCCAUGCCCCCGGCUGCCCAUCGUAUGGACGACUGUGUGGCGUCUGCCAGACGUACUUUUCCACUCGCACCGGCCAUCCGGAGCCUGGCGCCUCCAUCCCGGCGGAUACAUGCACAUGUGUAGCCCCGGUGGCCUGGGCGUCUUCCGGCGUCGGCUGGGACCCAUCCGAACUGCCGAUCAAGGACCUUUGUUCCGUCUGCAAUGUCUACGCAAGCUCCCCGGUUCGAAAGGGCUCGCGCCAGCCUCCUCGCUUCACUGGUGGCCCGACUUCGUGCUUUUCCGUGGCCAACCUCCAUGCCCUGGCCACCGACAUGCUGCCCUCCCCGGGAAUGUCCUUCCCGGCCGAGGACGGGACAGCUUCCCCGCCCUCGGGCGAGUCCUCCAGCAAGCCCUUCCCCGACUUGCACAUCCUCCAGCGUGUGUGGCUGUCAUCCUUCGGGCGCCUGUCUCUGGCCCGUCGGCUGAGCCUCGCGCCGAUUGCCCAGACGAUGGGCUUCAAUGCGGAUGACGUUCGGUCCGCUUUCUCCCCGGUCCGGUCGAUCUACACUGUUCCCUGGGCACCGGGCAGCCGGGCACCGGUGUCGAUCCCGGCCACCGGGCUGGCCGUCGGCGUGGGCACCUUCAUGGCAUCCAUGGUCUCCACCAUCUUGGCUCCCUCCGAGGGCUCCUCUGGCUAUCAGCUCCUGUCGGAGGGCACGCCCGAGCUGGUGCUGUCCUAUUGCACGCAUUACUGGGAUGGCACCGAGGUGGUGCCCUUCAACCAGGAGGUCCUGAAGCAGCUGCGCGAGUAUGUUCGCGACGCGCGCGGUCGUGACUGUCUGGUUGUGGCGUACUCCUAUCGUCCUCUCAUCAUCUCGCCCAAAUCGCCGAUCAUCGGCCUGCGAACCGAGUCCUCUAAGUCCCGCGGGCGGGUGCACUUUAGCAGCAAGCCUGGCGAGGCCCUUCCGCCCAUUGUGCUGCCAGUUCGCAUGCCCGAGAAGAUUGACUACAUGCACGCCCCUUCCACCGUGUCCGAAGACCAUGGCGCCGGGGUGCAUAGCAACACUCGAGAUUGGGCUGCCAUGAGCGGCGGCGCUUCGGACUGGGACGCGCAGCCGGGGGAUGGGUCUCCGGCUCCGAUCAUCUCGAAUAUCUCAACUGCCCUCGCCCGGCAGAUUUUCUGCGGCUUUUCAAUCAUCGGCGAUGUGGCCCGGCCUCAUGCACCCCCGCUGAUCGAUGCCCUGUCUACGGCCGGCGUGCGUGCGGUUUUCCUGAGCGGUCGCGGCGCCCGGGCGGCCAAAGCUUUCGCCGUGCGCCUCGGGCUGCCGACCGACUGGAACUGCUGCAUUUCGCUGGCGGACCCGAGACCGGCCGGCGGGCUGCACUCACAUCUCCAGCACAUGGAGCAGUCGCCCCCCUCGAGUGAUCCCUCCCUGCUGGAGAGCACCGCGGCGGCCAUGGCCGACAUGAACACCGACGGCACGGUGGACGGCCUGUUCAACUUUGUCGAGGAUGGGGACGACACCAUGGCCCUGGAGAAGUCCCAGCUCCCGCGCGGGAUCUCCGCCAUCCGGCCACAUCUGCGUCGGGUGGACGAUGUCCCACUCUUGGUGCAGAUCUUUGCCCGAGCUCGGGGGUCCCUGCCGCCGAUUUCCCAUGCGGUGGCCCGGCAGAUGUCCACUCGGGCGCCGGGGCCCUCGUCGGCCGCGGCGGCGGCCUUGGCCGCGGCUGAUGCCACGGCCGCGGCUGCCGGUCGGCGUCCCAUGCGCCACGGCCCCGGCCGUAGGAAUCGCCCCAGUCGGGCCACAUCGCUGGCCGGGUCGCGCGCCUCGUCGGUUGGCUCGGGGAUUCGUGCACCGCGCAGCCUGGCCAUCGCACUCGGCCGCCCUGGGGUCCAAUCGGAAAUGAUCUCCAUCUAUGCGGAAAAUGGUCGCAUAGUUUGUGCGGCCGGGGCGGCCGCGCGCUCGGCCAACCUGGAUGGCUUCGCCCAGGCGCAUGUGGCCAUCGGCCUCGAUGCCACCCCCCUGGCCAGUUUGCUCCUGCGCUGGCAGCUCCGGCACCUGGGCACCCUGCGUCGGGGCGGUCGGUCGGACUCCGGCGCCGGGGCCAGCUUUGAUGAAGAUCAAGAGGAGCUCUUCGAGGAGGAGGAUGAGGAGGAGGAGGACCUCGAGGAGGGCCCGGCCGGGGGGUCUGCCAGCGCCACGGCUCCAAGCAAUGCAUCCUCGCCUCUGGCCACUGGCGGCCCGGUUGGCUCGUGUGAUCCGCUGCUCCUGCCGGUCGGCGGCCGCGAGGGUGACCGAGCAUCGGGCCAUGGCGAGGGGUCCGAUGAUGAGGAGCCUGGGCUCGGUCCGGCCUCUGCCCUUCUUCAUGGGGAUUUGCCACUGCCCUAUGUCGACCCGCAUGCGAUUUCUUCGAUCAUCAGCUCGCUUCCCUGCUCGGUGACGUUGCCGAUGUCGCGGGCCCACUCGCCGCUGGAUGUCCUCGCGGUGUUGCGCUCGGCUCGGCGCUUGCACUCGGUCCUCUGGUCCGGGGCCAUCCUCAGUCUACUUGGUGCGUGGGCUGCGGCAUCGGCGUCAUUGCUGCCGGAGCUUGCUGGCCUGCCGCCGGCCUUUGGCCUGAGCCACCUUCUGUGGAUCGCUUGCGUGGUGAUUCCUCUCUUCGGGUUCCUGUCUCUGGGGGCCGGGUCGCGGGCGGCCGGGUCCGGCUGGAGCCCGGCACACUCGCCCCCGGUCCCCGGGCUGGCUGCCAGCUUCCGCCGAGACCCAGCCUCUUGGACUACCGACUGGAGCAAGUCCCUGCUCCAUGAGUUCCCCGUUUUCACAUCAUGUCCCCUUCGCCGGCUGUCGCGGCUGGUCAAGCUGGCCCUCUCGCGUCUGGCCCCGGCGGUGGUGGCCGUUCCGUUCACCUUCUACCUGGCCCUUGCCGCCUUCCUGGACAUCACUCCCUUGUAUGACAUUCGGUCGGUCGUGCGGGCGGUGUGGUCUGACACGUUGGCCAUCCCGGGGGACUCGUCCUCCGGGGCGCAAUUCCCCUCGGGCAUCCCUUGGCGAGUAUGGGCUGCGCAGCAAUGCGCCCUGGUGGCCUUUGUCUACUUGUUUGCUCUGAGCAGCUUGGCUCUGCGCCAUCCCUGGAAGUCGAUCUUUGGUUCGCCGGGUUCUGGUCGCACGCGUUGGUGGGCGAUCACCAGCCUGGUGGGUAUCCUCCUGAGUGCCAUUGGGCUGCUCUUCCCGGCGAUCUUCGCCCCGGGCCAGCUCCAGGCCGAACUGUCCCUGGCCGUGUUGUAUGGGCGAUUCAACCUGAUCGCCGCCGUGGCGGUUCCCCUGGUCCUCACUCCCCUUGCCUUGCUGAUGCCGGAGUGGACCAAACGCUCGGAGCGCCGGGAUGCGACGCGCGCGCAAAAGCGUGCCCAGCUCCACUUCUGGACUCGUCUGGGCAUGCACUCGCCGGUCUGACCGCGCCGCCGCAUGCACAGCCCUGGCGGCUGCAGCCGUGCACAACUCCCCCAUAGACAUAUUUCACCUUCC
Fonticula alba is the source of this 6515-nucleotide messenger RNA. RefSeq lists its product as hypothetical. The record is from RefSeq and is a predicted model, not a curated record. Lineage: Eukaryota; Rotosphaerida; Fonticulaceae. Gene Ontology annotation, molecular function: nucleotide binding. The transcript is spliced from 15 exons. Bases 147 to 6443 code for a protein of 2098 amino acids.